Centropristis striata (black sea bass) is the source of this 1837-nucleotide messenger RNA. RefSeq names its product chemerin-like receptor 1. The record is from RefSeq and is a predicted model, not a curated record. Gene Ontology annotation, cellular component: plasma membrane. Gene Ontology annotation, molecular function: G protein-coupled receptor activity; complement receptor activity. The transcript has 2 exons. Gene Ontology annotation, biological process: complement receptor mediated signaling pathway; inflammatory response; positive regulation of cytosolic calcium ion concentration. Bases 118 to 1206 code for a protein of 362 amino acids. Lineage: Eukaryota; Metazoa; Chordata; Actinopteri; Perciformes; Serranidae.
CAGAAGUACUGUCUCAUUGGCAGCUGGGCAGAGAAGGAGGAGUAAUUAAAGAGAGAGGGAGAAAAAGUAACGGCAGAAGCAGACAGAUAUCAAAAAGACUCUCACCACACCAGAAAAAUGGGGACGGGUAACGACACUUCCACUGCACAGCAAACAGAUUGGACUGAGGUUAUCACUAAUGUGCGUAAGGCCUCCCUAGUCAUCUACUGCCUGAUAUUCAUACUGGGGACUGUGGGCAACGGGCUGGUCAUCUACGUGACCGGCUGCAGGAUGAAGAGAACCGUCAACUCCGUUUGGUUUCUCAACUUGGCCCUGGCUGACUUCCUCUUUACGGCCUUCCUGAUUUUCUCAAUCAUUUCCGCCUCUCAAGAUCACCAAUGGCACUUUGGACAAAUCAUGUGUAGGCUCAACAGCUUUGUGGUUGUAGUCAACAUGUUUGCCAGUAUCUUUCUUUUGACAGCCAUAAGUCUGGAUCGUUGCCUGUCAAUCUGGGUGGUGGUGUGGGCACAAAACAAGCGCACCGUUUGCAAAGCGCAGGUCAUAUGUGUAGUCAUCUGGAUAACUGCUGCGGCCUGCACCAUCCCUUAUGCAGCUUUUCGAGACAUUGGAAUCAGGGAUGGAAAGACUGUCUGUGGCUAUACCUCAUCCAUGACACUUGAAAAAGUUUGGACUCUUGGCAUUUUUCGCUUUGUUGUCGGCUUCCUCAUCCCAUUCCUGGUGAUAUUUGGCUCUUAUGUGGCCAUAGGUGUUCGUGCAGGGCGUCUGCAGAAAACAAGGAAAAAGAAACCUCGCCCAAUCAUUUUCUCCAUCGUUCUUGCAUUUUUCCUCUGCUGGUUGCCCUUCCAUGUUGUGCAUUUUAUAGAAUUAAAGUCCUACACUGACAGAAAUCUUGGUAGCAUCGUUGCGAUUUUAGGUCCUCCGUUUUUGAGUUUGGCUUUUUUUAACAGCUGCCUGAACCCCAUUCUCUAUGUUUUCAUGUGUGAUGAAUUCCAGAAGAAACUCAAGCAGUCUGUUUGCUUUGUCCUAGAGAGUGCCCUGGCUGAGGACCACAUGUCCUCUCGCUCCUUGUCCUCACACUUUUCUCGGGUUGCCCGGAAGUCUGACUCUACGGCACCUGAGGAUACGAAAGUCACAGCCACUUCCUACAACUUUACAGAAAGCAAACUGGUGAUCGCUGCCGAGACAGAGACAGCGAGCACUGAAUGAGGCCUCCACAGCCUCCUGAAACUUCCACAAAACAGUUGUCAUCACUGAGGAGAGUGACGCUGAGCACUGAUUAAAACCACAAAUACAAGCAAUGUAAAUUAAAUAAAUCAGGAUUAUUUUUAUAUAUAUAAAUAUAUAUAUAUAUAUUAUUUUAUUGUAAUCAAUCGUAGAGAAAGAAAACUGAAAAUGACAUGUUGAAUUGAUUCAGACAGUACAUCUCUACACAAUGGGACAGUUGAAAUAUUUGUUGUUUGUCUUAAAAGUGCAUGCAGUUUGAUGACAUCACAUAACUCUGAAUAUGUUCAAGGAAUAAUCAGCCAGAAUAAUUGUAAAAAUAAAUUUAAAAAAAACCUGUGUGAGUGUGCUGCCGCUUUAAGAUGUAGAUAUUAAGAUUGUUUGUAAACAUUUAAAGGAAAUUAUUUGUACAAUGAAUCUGUAACCUACAAGACAUCCUAUAUGGAAUUGUCUAUAAUUAAUGUUUAAGAGAACAGUUUAUGUUUAAGUUUGUAUUUUUUGUUGUUAAAGCUUUUGAUGCUCCAGCUUAUUUACCCUUGUUUAAUGACUGAUUGCUCAUAGCAGCAUCCACAAAACUGAGCUUUAAUAAUGAGCUGUAUGCAUUUGAAUAAUGUGA